GAGCAUGCGGUGUCCAGUGAGGAUGCUACAACUGGCUUGAGAAUAUGCCGUUCCUCCCUCCCUUUUCCACCAUGGAGCCCAUACUGUGGCCUUCCUCUCAGAACCACUGAGAUCGGUACCCAGACAAGGCACAAUGUCCCUACCCCCCAUGAGACUGCCCAGCCCCUACGCCUCUGAUCGGCUGGUACGGCUGGCAGCCAGGCUCCGGCCGGCACUAUGUGAUACCCUGAUCACUGUGGGAAGCCAAGAGUUUCCAGCCCACAGCCUGGUGCUAGCAGGUGUGAGCCAGCAGCUGGGUCACAGGGGCUGGUGGGCUUUGGCGGAAGGCAUCAGCCCUUCCACUUUUGCCCAGCUUCUGCAGUUUGUUUACGGGGAGAGUGUGGAGCUGCACUCUGGGGAGCUGGGAGCCCUUGAGGAGGCGGCCAGAGCCCUGGGGGUCCAGGCCCUGGAAGAAGCAUGCAGAAGGGCUCGAAGGGACAGGACUAAUGAGGAGCAGGAACCAGGGCCGAAGAAACAUCAGGAGGAGCCAGAAAAACCCCUAAGGGAUUCUGAGAGGGAACUGGGGGGCCCUGGAGAGAAGCAGAGGCCAGAGUUUUUCAGAGCUGGUGGGAGAGAACAGGAACCACGGCACAAGCACUGGCCACCAGGAGAGAGCCAUGAGGUGACAGGGGCAAAGCGAGAGGGUCAUGGGAAACAAAUGAGAUCAAAGGAGAAACUCAGCCAAUCCUCUGUUGGCCACGGGGAAGAAGAUGGGAAGCCAGGAGCUGUCGUGUGGUUGAGGGAGAGUCCAGGGGGCUCUGAGGAAAGUCUGUGGGAGUCCCCUAGCCCCCUUCCCCAACCAGGUUCCCUCCAAGCCAGCAUCGUCCCCAGGCCCUGGUGGGCUGAGGCCCCCUGGUUGGGGGAGGGCCAGCCUGCCCUGCAGAGCAUCCUGCUGUUGCCGCCCAGAUAUGGCACUCCCUUCUCCCCCAGCACCCCCAUCACCCCCAUCACCGGAUCCCGGCAGGAGGUCUGGCCUCAGGACCAGAGGAUCCCACUGCCCCUGAACCUCCAGAAAGGGCUCUGGAGCCAGAACCUAUUGGCCUCCUCCAGCCCCACCCCAGGCUCGACUGCAACCUCUGUGGGUCAUAAUGGCAAAGCGGGCCGCGUAUCUCACCAACAUCCUCCCCCGCCCCCUCCUGCUCGCGUUCGGCCCUAUUCUUGCUCUGUCUGUGGAAAGAGGUUUUCACUCAAGCAUCAGAUGGAGACACACUACCGAGUCCACACAGGUGAGAAACCAUUCUCCUGUAGCCUCUGCCCUCAGCGCUCCCGGGACUUCUCUGCCAUGACCAAGCAUCUUCGGACCCAUGGGGCUGCGCCCUACCGCUGCCCUCUGUGUCUGGCCGGCUGCCCCAGCCUGGCCUCCAUGCAGGCUCACAUGCGCGGCCACUCGCCCAGCCAGCUCCCACCAGGAUGGACCAUUCGCUCCACCUUCCUCUAUUCCUCCUCUUCCAGGCCAUCCCGGGCCUCGCCCUCUCCCUGCAGCCCCCCUUCCUCCACUACCUGAUGGGGUGUCUGCAGCUCUUGGGCCUCAGUCUAGAAUCUAAUGAAAGAACGAUAGGUGGGCCAGCAGACCAGCCUGGCUCCUGACUGGGCACCGCGGC
Loxodonta africana (African savanna elephant) is the source of this 1640-nucleotide messenger RNA. RefSeq names its product zinc finger and BTB domain containing 32 (gene ZBTB32). NCBI's taxonomy places the organism in Eukaryota, Metazoa, Chordata, Mammalia, Proboscidea, Elephantidae. The transcript has 5 exons. The record is from RefSeq and is a predicted model, not a curated record. Bases 134 to 1543 code for a protein of 469 amino acids. Gene Ontology annotation, molecular function: protein binding.